GUCCUUUUCCGCUAGACCCGCCCACCGCGUGCCUCUACUUUUACCUCCCCCCAAAUGUCGCACUCCGGAUUCGUAUUUCUUCCAUGACUAAACGCUUCGCCUAACUCCCCACUCUUCCACUAGCACCAGCAGCUGCAGCAGCAGCAGCAGCAACGGUAAGAGAAAGGAUUCAUAAUUUCUUUCGAAAUGAGGGGUUCGUUACCUAGCCACGGACGCCGAUGGUCCUCCGACACUGUUCCCGCCAAAACCACCGUCAGUGCUGGAACGUCACCCGCAACGGACUACGAAUCCGCCGAGGAGUUUUUGGAGGUUACUUUAGAUCUCCAAGACGAUGACACGAUCGUGCUGAGAAGUGUGGAGCCGGCUACUAUUAUAAAAGUUGAUGAUGGACCAGUUGAUACUGCUUCGGCUUCCGCGCCUGCCUCGGUUACGAGAUCGCCGAUGAUGAAGUUGAGCUCGCCGCGUAGAUUGAGGCAGUUUUCGCAGGAGUUAACAGCCGAAGCGGUGGCUAAAGCGAGGCAGUUUUCCCAGGAAUUGAAAGCUGAGCUAAUCCGGAGGUUCUCUUGGGGCCACGGACAAGCGGUGCGUGCGCUUUCCGCUUCCAUGACUCCUCCGUACGGAGGCGGCGGGUUCGACUCGGCUUUGGCGGCUCGCGCUCUCAGGAAGCAGAGAACUCAACUAGACCGGAAUCGUCCCGGCGCACAAAAGGCACUCCGGGGACUCAGAUUCAUAAGCAAUAACAAAGCCAACGCCUGGGACGCAGUUCUACAAAAUUUCGAUAGACUCGCUAAAGACGGCUUCCUCUACCGCGCCGAUUUCGCGCAAUGCAUUGGAAUGAAGGAUUCAAAGGAGUUCGCAUUGGAAUUGUUCGACGCAUUGAGCCGGAGGAGGAGACUGAGAGUCGACAAAAUCAGCAGAGACGAACUUUACGAAUACUGGUCCCAAAUCACGGAUCAAAGUUUCGAUUCUCGGCUCCAGAUCUUCUUCGACAUGGUAAACAAGAAUGAAGACGGUAGAAUCACGGAAGAGGAAGUAAAAGAGAUCAUCAUGCUGAGUGCCUCUGCAAACAAGUUAUCGAGAUUGAAGGAACAAGCAGAUGAAUAUGCAGCUCUUAUCAUGGAGGAGCUGGACCCUGAGAGACUAGGCUAUAUUGAGUUAUGGCAGCUAGAAACACUUCUUCUGCAAAAGGACACAUAUCUGAGCUACAGUCAAGCGCUGAGCUACACCAGCCAAGCUUUGAGCCAGAACCUUCAAGGUCUAAGGAAAAAGAGCCCAAUCAGAAGGCUAAGCAAGGACUUUUUGUACUAUGUGCAAGAAAAUUGGAGAAGGCUUUGGGUGUUGUCGUUGUGGAUUAUGAUUAUGAUAGGACUCUUCACGUGGAAGUUCUUUCAAUACAAACAGAAAGCUGCUUUUCAGGUCAUGGGUUAUUGCCUCCUCACAGCAAAGGGAGCAGCAGAGACAUUGAAGUUCAACAUGGCUCUUAUCCUCUUCCCCGUAUGCAGAAACACCAUUACUUGGCUUAGGUCCACCAGGAUGGGUUACGUUGUGCCUUUUGACGAUAAUAUCAACUUUCACAAGACAAUAGCUGCAGCAAUCAUAAUUGGAGUCAUUCUCCAUGCUGGUAACCAUCUGGCAUGUGAUUUCCCGAGGCUUAUUCAAUCUUCUGAUAAAAAAUAUGAACCUUUGAUUAGUGACUUUGGAAGCCAUAAACCUACAUACAUGGACCUAGUUAAAGGGCCAGAGGGAGUAACUGGAGUUCUUAUGGUUAUCCUCAUGGCAAUUGCAUUCACACUGGCAACAAAAUGGUUUAGGAGGAAUCUCAUUAAGUUACCCAAGCCCUUUGACAGAAUCACCGGCUUCAAUGCCUUUUGGUAUUCACAUCAUCUAUUUGUCAUCGUAUACAUCUUGCUCAUCAUCCAUGGCGUCUUCCUAUAUCUUGCACACAGAUGGUACACUAAGACGACGUGGAUGUAUCUUGCUGUUCCAGUUUUAUUGUACGCGGGAGAAAGGAUCCUGAGAUUUUUUCGUUCUGGGUUCUAUACAGUAAAGCUUUUGAAGGUUGCAAUUUAUCCAGGAAAUGUUCUCACAGUGCAAAUGUCUAAGCCGCCUCAAUUUCGUUAUAAGAGCGGACAGUACAUGUUUGUCCAAUGCCCCAGGGUUUCUCCUUUUGAAUGGCAUCCAUUUUCCAUUACCUCUGCUCCUGGGGAUGACUAUCUUAGUGUUCACAUCCGUCAGCUAGGUGACUGGACCCAAGAGCUUAAAAGAUUAUUCUCAAAGAUCUGUGAAUCUCCUGUAGCUGGGAACAGUGGGCUUCUCAGGGCAGAUGAGGAAACAAAGAAAAGUUUACCGAGGCUCAGAAUUGAUGGGCCUUAUGGUGCCCCCGCUCAAGACUAUAGCAAGUAUGAUGUCCUGCUUCUUGUUGGUCUUGGCAUUGGUGCCACGCCAUUCAUCAGUAUUUUAAAAGAUCUGCUCAACAACAUUGUUAAAAUGGAGGAGCUGGCAGAUUCUGUAUCAGAUUUAAGUAGGACUUCAGACCUAGGUUCAGAAAGCAAUGAUUUCACCACUUCAAGACGAAGGAAAACACUCAAGACGACAAAUGCAUACUUCUACUGGGUAACCAGGGAGCAAGGUUCAUUUGAUUGGUUCAAAGGUGUCAUGAAUGAAAUCGCAGACCUUGAUAAAAGGGGUGUCAUUGAAAUGCACAACUAUUUGACUAGUGUCUACGAGGAAGGGGAUGCACGUUCGGCUCUCAUCACUAUGGUUCAAGCGUUAAAUCAUGCUAAAAACGGGGUUGACAUUGUUUCUGGCACUAGUGUUAGGACCCAUUUUGCAAGGCCUAAAUGGAACAAGGUUCUUUCUAAGCUAAGUUCCAAGCAUUGCAAUGCAAGAAUAGGAGUCUUCUAUUGUGGAGCACCAAUGUUGGCUAAAGAACUCAGCAAACUCUGCCAGGAGUUCAACCUCAACCAAAAAGGUUCUACCAAAUUCGAAUUCCACAAAGAACAUUUCUAAAGAGACCUAGGGUGAGUAAAUGUCUGUGCAACCAACAGACCCAUAUAUACCUUUAUCUACAAAAUUACUCCUGGAAUAAGCUCAAAGAGCACAGUCACUGUACAGUCUAGAUUAAAUAAAAAGGGGAAUGAGAAAGAAGAACGGUAUACGCAUACAAAAUAUUUUUCUUUACUUCAGAUGUAUUUUAUAUGUACUGUUAAUCACAACCACCAAUGUAGUUAUCCUAAUUAAGAAGAUGGCCUAUCAUCGUCCUUGUCAAGGAACAUGGGAAACCAUAAAGGUGACAAGUGGCAUGUGACCCAGAACGUGACGUUGGGGAAGGUGAGGGAAAGUUGCUUAGUGCGGUACAGCUGCAAUGGAGAAGUAGGAGAGCGGAUUGGUUGUUAGAUGAUGAUGAUAAUGACGAUUAUGAGGCCAUGAACGAUUGGAAGAUAUCCAUAGGUGGGAUUAGAAGAUGACAGCAUUGAAAAAGUAGAGAAUGAAAGGAGGCAAUGGUAGGGUAGAUUUGUGGAAUGUAGAUGGGCAUUUUGUCUUUUGAAGUUUCCCAAUUUUCCUAGAAGGAAUCUUUCUAGAAUGAAAGGUUGCUGUGGCUGAUAAUCCAGCUGACGUAUUAUUGUUAUCCAAUUAUAUUCAGAUUUUUUUUUUUUUUUGAAAUUUUACAAAAUUUAGUCAGGAAUGCAAGGGUGUUAUGUUGAAUGUUACAUGUAAGUGUUUCUUGAUGUGCAAAUGUGAAUGGAA
This is a messenger RNA of Rubroshorea leprosula, 3747 nucleotides long. The record is from the annotation of a GenBank genome assembly. Lineage: Eukaryota; Viridiplantae; Streptophyta; Magnoliopsida; Malvales; Dipterocarpaceae.